This is a messenger RNA of Fusarium graminearum PH-1, 1317 nucleotides long. RefSeq lists its product as uncharacterized. Bases 1 to 1317 code for a protein of 438 amino acids. Gene Ontology annotation, biological process: transmembrane transport. Gene Ontology annotation, molecular function: transmembrane transporter activity. The record is from RefSeq and is a predicted model, not a curated record. The transcript has 3 exons. NCBI's taxonomy places the organism in Eukaryota, Fungi, Ascomycota, Sordariomycetes, Hypocreales, Nectriaceae. Gene Ontology annotation, cellular component: membrane.
AUGGAUCAAUCUGCCACGACGGCUGCAUUUGUCUCAGGAAUGAAGGAAGAUCUCCAGCUCUACGGUAAUGAACUGGUAGAAUUUACGACAUAUUUCUCCAUCGGAUAUGCCAUCUUUAUCGUCCCAUCCCAAAUCAUCCAAACUCGAGUCCGACCAUCCAUAUUUCUACCAAUUUGUGAGAUUAUCUGGGGUCUUUUUACUCUAUUCACAUACAAAGCACCAAAUGCCAAGACUAUCUUUGCGCUAAGGUUUUUCCUUGGAGUAUUUGAGUCUACUUCCUGGCCUGGUAUCGUGAACCUGAUAUUCAAUUGGUAUCGUCCCGAAGAACUUGGUAAACGUCUAGCCAUUUUCGGUGUCAGUGGUGUCGCAGGAAACAUGUUCCUCGGCAUCCUCCAAGCCGCACUCUACAAAAACCUCGACGGUGUCUCAGGUCACGCUGGCUGGCAAUGGCUGUUCAUCAUCAGUGGUCUACUCGUCAUUCCUGAUUCGCCAGCUAUUACAAGAGCUCUCUGGCUCACCGACGCUGAGAAAGAGCUUUCCCGCCUUCGUAUGAGCGACUGUGGUGUCAAGACAUCCAGUAUCAUUCCGUUCAAGACUCUCGUCCACAAGCUCAAGCUUCUUGUCUUGAGUCCAAUAUCGUAUUUGUUUCUUGCGGCAUAUCUUCAAUUCGCAUGGAGUCAACGCGCAAACUCGUACUUUCUGCUUUUCCUCAAGGGAUUAACCAACGCAGACGGAACACCUCGUUAUUCAGUAUACACAGUCAACCUCAUCCCACUCGGAGGAUAUGGUAUCAGUAUAGUGUGCAAUAUCGGCCUUAAUGCCCUUAGCGAUUGGAAAGCCUGGCGCUGGCAGGUUAGUGUUGGGGCUGCCGCAAUUCAACUCAUCGCGACGUCUGUUCUUUCAGCCUGGCCCGAUUCUUGGAGGACGAUCAUGGGGUUCUACUUCCUUACUUUUGCCACUGCAGCUUGGGGAUAUGCAUUGCUGGCUUGGCUGGGUGAUAUACUGAGAAAGGAGCCUGAAGUGCGAUCUAUCCUGGUGGCGAUUGCUAUAACAUUGGUUUAUGUCGGGCACGCAACUAUUCCUCUCCGAGCUUGGCGUGUGAGUGACUCACCUAGAUACCCAGUUGGGUUUCCUUUGGCAGCUGCAUUUAGUGCUGGAAGUAUCCUUGCUAUUUUGGGUAUUCUGUUUUAUGUGCGGAAAUACCCUCAGGUCAUGCAAUGGGGACUAGAUCCUGAAAAUGAAAUUACAGCUGAAGAAGAGGGUGCUCCAGAAAGCAAUGACAGGAAGGAACCGAAUGAACGAAGCAUUCAGGUGUGA